Molecule: messenger RNA, 9634 nt
Organism: Pogona vitticeps (central bearded dragon)
Lineage: Eukaryota; Metazoa; Chordata; Lepidosauria; Squamata; Agamidae
Gene: AFAP1
Product: actin filament associated protein 1
Cellular component (GO): cytosol
Molecular function (GO): SH3 domain binding; SH2 domain binding
Source: RefSeq, a predicted model, not a curated record
CGACACCAAGAAGAGGAAGAGGGGGCGAGCGCGAGAGUAGAAGAGCGAGCGAAGGAGGGAGAGAGAGAGAGCGCUCGCUCGCUCCCUCGCGCUUUCCUCCGGGCUAGAGCUUCGGCGCCAGGCAGACGCUAGGGCAAAAAGAAAAUCCAGAGGAAGCUUCUCACAGAAUCAAGUUUCCUUCCAGGAGAGAGCAGUGGAGACUUGUUAUAACUUAUAAUUGUAUUGCACUCAUUUGCACAUUCAGGAGCACAUUUACAAUAAAGUUUUUGACAGCCAUGGAAGAAUUAAUAGUUGAAUUGCAACUGUUCCUCCAACUUCUGGAUCAUGAAUAUUUGACAUCCACAGUAAGGGAAAAAAAGGCAGUUUUAAAUAACAUUCUUUUGAGGAUACAAUCAUCAAAAGACUUUGACAUGAAGGAAAAUGUGCAGAAACAAGAGGUUGUCAACAAUGUACCUGCUCCUCCUCAGAUGCCUCUGCCAGAAAUCCCUCAGCAAUGGCUGCCUCCAGAUAAUGGUCCUCCACCUCUGCCCUCCUCAUCUCUUCCUGAAGGUUACUAUGAAGAGGCAGUACCGCUCAGCCCAGGAAAGACUCCAGAGUACAUUACUUCCAAUUAUGAUUCAGAUGCUAUGAGCAGCUCUUAUGAGUCUUACGAUGAAGAAGAUGAAGAUGGGAAAGGGAAAAAAAUGAGACAUCAGUGGCCUUCUGAGGAAGCAUCAAUGGACCUUGUUAAGGACGCUAAAAUCUGUGCCUUCCUUUUAAGAAAAAAGCGAUUUGGACAGUGGACGAAACUGCUGUGUGUGAUUAAAGACAACAAACUACUGUGCUAUAAAAGUUCCAAGGACCAGCAGCCUCAGAUGGAACUGUUGCUGAGUGGUUGCAAUAUUAUGUAUAUCCCCAAAGACAGUAAGAAGAAGAAGCAUGAAUUAAAAAUCUCACACCAAGGGCAAGAUGCUUUAGUGCUUGCUGUGCAGAGCAAGGAACAGGCAGAUCAAUGGCUGAAGGUAAUAAAAGAAGUUUGCAGCAACUAUGUUGGAACCACAGAUUCAGAUGGACCUUCAUCUAAUUCUCCUGUACAUAAAACUGAACUGGAAAAGAAAUUAUCUUCUGAAAGACCAAGUUCUGAUGGAGAGGGUGCAGUAGAAAAUGGAGUAACUGCCAUCUGUAAUGGAAAAGAACAAGUAAAGAGGAAAAAAAGUUCCAAGACAGAAUCCAAAGGCACCGUGUCUAAAGUAACGGGGAAGAAAAUAACAAAAAUAAUUGGCCUAGGAAAGAAAAAGCCCUCAACAGAUGAACAAACUUCGUCAGCAGAAGAAGAUAUUCCAACAUGUGGAUAUCUUAAUGUGCUCUCAAAUAAUCGUUGGCGUGAACGCUGGUGCCGAGUGAAAGACAAUAAGCUCAUUUUCCACAAGGACAGGACAGAUCUAAAGACCCAUAUUGUUUCUAUUCCUCUCCGUGGCUGUGAAGUUAUUCCAGGGUUAGACUCCAAGCAUCCUUUGACAUUCCGACUGCUUCGAAAUGCCCAGGAGGUUGCAGUACUAGAGGCUUCUUCUUCAGAAGACAUGGGCAGAUGGAUUGGGAUUUUACUGGCUGAGAGUGGUUCAUCGGCAGACCCUGGCACUCUGCACUAUGACUAUAUAGAUGUGGAUGUGACAGCAAGUGUUAUUCAGGCUGCAAAGCAAACCUUCUGUUUUAUGAACAGACGGGUUGUCUCUACUAAUCCUUAUCGGGGAAAUGCUGCCAAUGGCUACGCAUGUCCCAGCGGGAUGGCACUUCAUUACGAUGAUGUUCCUUGCAUAAAUGGAUCAGUAAGAAUUGAUUUUUGUUGGGAACCAGAAGAUGGCUUUUCUACUUCACGUAGCAGAAGCACAGGAGAAGAUGGGCUUUAUGAUAACAUGGGCCUGUAUGAUAACCUGCCAUCUCCGAAAAUCUUUGCACGCUGUCCGCAAGCAGACCGAAAAGUCAAUAGGUUAUCUACUGACAAACUGUCCUCUAACCACUAUAAACACCCUGUUUCAUCCAAUCUAUCUUCUGCUCAGUCUGUCACUAAUACCUCUGCUGUGGGGAGGGGAUCUGUGUCACAGUUUAAAGGAAAGAAAGCUUCUGGAGCUCCUAAUGGAGUUAUGGGGAAAGGAAGAACAUUAAACAAUCCACAGAAGAAAUCAGAUUUUCCUUCAAGUGUGAAACGUAGCACCUCAAAUGCAGAUCAGUACAAAUAUGGCAAGAACCGUGUUGAAGCUGAUGCAAAGAGGUUGCAGACCAAAGAGGAGGAGCUAUUAAGGAAAAAGGAAGCGCUGAGGAAUCGCCUGGCUCAGCUUCGAAAGGAAAGAAAGGACCUUCGAGCAGCACUUGAAGUGAAUGCUGGCAGGAAAACUUUAACUGUUCUUGAAGAUAAAUUAAAGAAGCUGGAAGAGGAGUGCAAGUUGAAAGAAUCGGAACGUGUUACUCUGGAACUUGAGUUGACAGAGGUGAAAGAAAACCUGAAGAAAGCUUUGGCUGGUGGCAUCACUCUAGGUUUGGCAAUUGAGCCUAAAUCAGGAACUUCUACUGCACAGUCUCCAGUGCUAAAGCAUCAGACGCUGGAGAAUUCACCAAUUUCCAGUUGUGAUACAAGUGAUACAGAAGGUUCCAUGCCUGUGAACAGUGCUGUAGUCCUGAAAAGACAUUCUUCCUCAAGCAGUUCUCCAUGCAGAGGCCACGUGCUUCAGAAAGCAAAGGAAUGGGAGAUGAAAAAUGGAACAUAAAGAAGUGAAGUGGUCACCAGCUUUCUGUUCAAAGCCCUGUUUCAUAUGGCUCAAAAUGGACUGAAGAAGAGUUAUCUGCACAAUGAUAUAAAGGAUUCAAUUGAUCCUGUUCAGUUAGUGAUCAAUAAGUUUAAUACAGCCAAGGAAAGAGUUGUUUUGAAUGUGGCAUUUUUAUUGCAGUGACGUUUCAUCUGGAAGACUAGAAGUAUAAAAUGAACAGAAUAAAUGAAUAUGUAGCUGGAUCAGGUAAACUAGCACUAGCAAUUGUGUUAGGUGGAAAUGGAGAUUGGCAUGUUUCAGUAACCAUUUGAAAUAGUUUUAGAUAGCUUUAAUUAAUUGGUAUGAAAGCAAAUGUGGACUGCUGGAUAAAUUUGGGGAUCCAAAUGCUUGAGGCUUUCGUUUAGUCCUUACAAGUUUCACACGGAAGGCAAAUGAAAAGCUGGAGCCCUUGCUGGGGUUGUGCACUUGGUGUUUUCCAUGGUGAUGAGUGAUCAGCGGAGGACAAAACAUAAGCAGAAAACAGUCUUGCUACUGGUAGGAAGACUCAUUGCCCUUUCAAGUAAAAAGAACAGCCAUAGUUUUAACUCUUAAAAAAUCUUUUUUUAAAAAAAAUAAUAAUAAUGUUCUCAUGUUUUAAAUUCUUACUUUAAAAGUCCAAUACUAAGAGAUGCCACUUACAAAAAUAUCCCAACCACCUCUGUCUCCUUGAUUCCCUUUCAUAGCAGUAGACAUUUUGAUGAAGAUCUUUGGGAAGAAGAUACAGAACAACCAAAAGAACAAAGCUUUGUUGGAUUCAGAAACAUUCUAAGUUAACAAACCAAAACUGAUGUUUUUAAAAAACUAGCUCCCCCCCCCUUCCUGUCACUGUUGCAUGCAAAGGUUUUCUGACCAGCAGUGAAUGUUUCGAACAAAGGACGUUUCAUCAUGAUUCCUUAACACGUUAUUUUAAGUAAUCUCUGCUAAAGUUGCUAUGUGUCCCUGUUUAUUUAUGUUUACUUUUCUAAUGUUUAAUCACAUUUCUUUCACCUGCUGUAAUAUAGUGACUAAGAGCAUGAGCUGUGAGGCCAGGAGGUCCCCAGUGGAAAUUUAUGAGGGCACUCACGGGGCAGCCAUAGCCCAAUCCUGCCUUCCUUAUGGAGUUAACAAGAGUAGCCCAUUUUGCAGGAUUACCAGGAUCAAAUAUGUGAAGCAGUUUGAAUGCUUGAAAUGUCCUAUAUAUGCUUUCAUUAGUAUUGUGCACACCUCAAAGAAACAUAAAAGUAGAACAUUUCCUGUGGCUAUCUUUAACGCCUGCCCUCCCUGACCCUGCUUCCCAAAUGUUGCAUGUGAAUAGAAGAAUGCAGAGAGCGCCUGUGUGUAUGGGCUGCUCCAGUAUCAUUCCUUUGUCUGGCAUAUGAGGCAUGGCAGCUGGACAAGAGUCACCUCUCAUCCUCUGAACAGUAAGAAGAGGCUUUCACUCCAGGGAAAAAGCUCAUUUUUCUCCUUUUCAGUUCUGUUUCUUUCCUGAAGGUAGAUGUAAGGAUCCAGGCUAGGGAGGUUUAGUUUGGGGUAGUGGUGUCUGUUCUGUGCACUUUUUUUUCUUUCUGUCUCUCUCAUGUAAGCCAAGAAAGCUGUGAGGGAAAAGAUAAAAGAGGAAAAAAGCCACUUUGCCAUCCAUGCUCACUGAGCUCUAGUCAAAACAUAAUAUAAUUGGGAUUGUCCUGCUCCACUACUGGACAGUGUGUUUCUUGGGCCUCCUCUCUGCCACAGUUGGGGUGUUGAGGAGAGAGCCAGGGCUGACAGUCCACCCUCACCCCAAAUGGUAAGGUCUUCUGCUUGCCCUGGGCCUGUGACACCACGUCUGAGGCAAAGAGGUGUGCCUCUCCUCACUUAAAGCAGCAUUUUGUGUGCCCUGUAGGUCAAUCAUAAUUUGAACAACAUCUACAAUGGGAGUUAUUCAGGGCUCUUGAGAGAUUUUAAAUUGUAUUUAUUUAUUUAUCUAUCUAUUUAUUUAUUUAUUUUUAAGGCAAUAGAUAGGGUUCUCUGUGGAAACCAGGAGAGACUAAUGGUCAGAGGAUGCAGAAUACCGUGGACAUCCAUUCUUUCCUGCCCCAAGAGUUCAGCUCGCCCCCUGAAGAAUUUUCCAGAAAGGGCUCUUGCCCUUUUAGUGAAAACACCAGCCCUGGUGACGGAGCUGGAGAUGGGACAAACUAGACCAAAGGCAACUUUCUCGCCUCUUCCCCCCCCCCCACUGCCAAUUCCCUUGCCUUUUUGUUUUGUUUUUUGUUAUUAGUGAUGUCAGGACCCAAAUAUGAAGAUAGUUAACAACCUAGCCUCUCCUAAGCUGUGAGGCUAUUGUCAGUUUGGGCUUCUUGAUGUUGUUUUAUUUGCUGUGUUGAGGAAACUCAGUUCCUCAAAUAACAGAAAUAUCUGAGGGACUGGAGGGGAAAAAGGUCCAUCCCAUGAUUCACAAAUAGGGAUACGUGGCCCAUGGACCUCCGGAUGUUGUUGCCCCAGCUUAAAAGUUUUCAAAAAAUGAUUUGUGCUUAUUUUUAAAAUUGUGUUGUUUUUCCUUUCAGUAGUAGUGAUGAAAACACUCAAGUAAAACUGAGUUCAUUUUAUAUUUCUUGUUGAUAGCAAAAGUAAGGGAGUUUGAGGAGGGUUUUCCAUAAAAGUGUCACAAACAAAAAGUCCCCUUUCUCAGUUACCAGCAGCCUGACUUCAGAUGACAGGAGGAUAUGGAAAAAGGUCUUUGGUGAUGAUGCCAGAGUUUGGGCAAGCUGGUGUUAAUUCCUUUUCCAUGGUUUCUCUAAUUUUAUCCCUCCAGGGAAUUAUCAUCCUGCUGAAGAAGAAUUACAAUUUGCUUAAAAGCUGUAGGUAUUACUCAUACUCAUGAAAGUGUUACAGCCCUUUCCAACCACCAGUUAGUUUUUCAUUUAAUCAUCCUGUUCUGUCUUCCAGUGAGAGGGAUUUCUACAAGACAGUGGUAUUGAAGGUGUUGAAUCUGCAGGUUGCAGGCUGAGAGUUUGGUUCAUUGAUAGAGGAAACAGUUUACCAGGCUUGGAAUGUUUACUUUGGUAUAUAUUAACUGUUCUGAGAUGUCUGUCUAAAAAGAGGAAGAGAUAGGGAAGCUUCAGCUUACCUGUGGGUUAUCUUUUUGUUGCUCUUGCCAUUUAGGUCCUGACUGUGUCCAGGUUUGCACUCUCCCCCUGUCCAUGUGUCAUUCCUUUUGAGGUGCAGCCAUGUACAGGACGGAAGAUACAGACCAAAUCAGAUCUGUGCCAUUGAUUUUGGUACUUUGUUCCUUGAACAUGGGACUUGUUGUCAGAAGGCACCACUCUGUAUAUUGGAGCCCUUUGUUCCUUUAUAAAGAGCUGCCUCAUUUGGCUUCUUAAACUGGGAGUCCUGUAUCUGACUGGAAAUCCAGGGCACUUGCUAACCAGUUUUCUUGAUUGUCCAAGUUGUGCAGGGACAAACAUCCCCAGAGCCCAUAUUUUCCUUAAUCGGUAAGGGAGAGGUAAAGGUUGCUAUGUCCCUGCAAACUGAACAACCUUUCUGAAGGUAAUGAAUGGAGCAGCCCAUGGGAAGGAGGAGGAAAUGCUGUAUAUAAAUUGCCCACAACAAAGUGCUUACAUAGCAAGUGUGUGAUCCACUGGUGUCUUCAGACUCAACUCCCAAAACCACACCGCUUAAUUUCAGUGGCAAGUUGUAAAAAAGCCCUAUAAACCAAGGCUUUUCAUAGUUUGUUGCCAACAUGUGACAUCCAACGGUUUUAGAGAGGAGGGGUGUAGUCAUGGCGGAGGGGGGGAGAUUCCAGGAGAGAGAGGUAUGCCAAAGUUGCCCACCCUUCCUAUAGGACAAUAAGAUGCUCCCCAUACAUGAGGCAGAUUUUUCCUGCAGCCCUGCAGGUGCAUGCAGUUGAGUGUUCUUGCUGCCAUUUUUUUUUUCAUUUUUCAAUUCUUCCUCCACUAGCUGUUUGGAUUGUAUGGCAGUUUGGCAGGGAAAAUAAACUGAAAUGUGCAGAAAUAUCAUCUGUAUCCCAUAAAUUGUUACUGCAAGGAACGUUUUUAUGCAAAAAAAUACUUUGCUUAGGCAAAUAAUUUUAAAUUAAUUUAUUUAUAUAUUUCAUUGAAUGUUUAAUUUAUAGAUGUACAUAUUUAUGAUGUAUUCUAGACAGCUGAUAAAUACGUUUCUCAAGGAAAUAAUUUCUGUUAUGGUCCACGUCAUGCAAUGCACAGUAGGCUAAUUAGAUCCACUUUAUCAGAUAUGAAUAAGUUUAUUUUUCCAUUGCGAGUCUUGGUUUGAGCAGAGGAUGAAUUUAAAUCAUAGUUGCUGCAUCUUCAUCUUUUUUUUCCCCCUAGACUGACAAAUUCUACUUAAACUGAAAUCUGACAUACGUGUCCAUAGCUUCAAGAGUGAGCCUGCUGGACAUCCACAUUUUUUUUGCCUAUAGGACAGAUGUGUUUUAAAAAGCGAAUGAAACCCGAGAGUAACACGUCCUUCCCACUCCCAGGAAACAGUAGCUAGGUAGAAUUCUAACUAAUUGGCCCUCAUGACAAUCAUGAAGCUACCUCUGUCACCUGGCUAUGUAAAGUGAUUGUCUCUUUUAGUACUUACAAGACCACAGAUAAAUCUUUUUUUUUUAAAGAGAUGCUGCCAAAUAAGCAAAUAAAAAAAAUUAUUGAACACACUCACUGGUAUCCACACACUCCUGCACAAAGUUUUCCUCUUUCUUCUUAAAUGCAAAAUCAUGUCCAGAAUAUAAUGCAGUUGCCUAUGUCAAUGAAGAAAUGAAGAUGCAGCUGAAAAAAAAAAGAAGGGCAGCAGGCUGCAGGAGCCAGUCUGGAUAUUGACUGGAGAUCUAAGAGAGAAUUGAAUCCAUGGAACUGAGUUGGUCAAGCCAUUCUUUCCUAUAGAGCAGGGAUAGGCAGCUGUGGCCCACCUCCGUUUUAGGGCCCAUCAGCCUUAGCCAGCAUACUCAAAAGGAUACAUUAUAGAUGCUGCAAUCCAAAAAAUGAUUUGGAGAGCCAGUUACCAGUUUCUGCUGUGGAAUAUGCGUGUGUUGUAUAGUGCCCAUUUUACAGUGAUGGGAACUUGUUUUAUCAUUCUGACCUUGCAGCAACCAUUUUUUGCUCCUUUAUUAUUAAGCUGCCUCCCUACCAUAGGUUUAGUGCUCUUCAGAAAGAAGCAAGACAUUGAAGAAGAGUUGGGUUAGUAUAAACUCCCUUCGCCUUUUUUCAUCUUUCUGAUAUUAUUGCUAUUAUUAAAUUUUUCAGAUCAGUUUACCUGUUUUGUGCAGAGUAGGACACUGACAUGUGAACAAAGGGCAACUAUACAUGAGUAUAGGCAGCAGAUAGGAAUGGGUGGCAUGAUAGAAGAACCCAGAAUGAGACCAGACCACUUUAAAUGAUAUGAAAUAUAUCCCAGCCCCUGUUGUAAAGCAUUUAUGGUCAAGUGUAUUGUGUUUUGACCUGGUACAGUCCUCCUGAAACUCUAGGCGGCUUGUUUUUAUGCUGCUUUGUGAGUGGUUUUAUUGGCUUAAGCCUGAGUGGAAGAAUUUAGAUAAUUAAGGGCUCUUUUCACAGUUUUCUGUAAAAUUGUCACCCACCCACUGAGAAUUCUGUGAUACCUUAAAGAUUAACUUGUACGUCAUCUCAUUAAUUCUUGUGUACUGUUGCCCAUGUCAUCUGAUGUAUGAAGGGGUAUUCGGAAAUUCAAGAAUAUAUCCCAAACACUAGAUGAGGAAUUGGGUUACAGGUAGUGAGAUCAGGCCCUGGAAACACGUCCCCCAGGUUUUCCCCAGGCUGGCCCAAGACAUUUUGAAGCCUAAAGCAGAGCCCAAAUUUCCGACCCUACUAGUAGAAUUGUCUUGCUGCAACAUUCAGAUGUUACUUCCAUUUGUUUCUCUGUCAUGAUCCCAUCUGAAAUGUGUCACUUUUGUGCUAUUGCAUGGCAGGGCUGGCCCUGUCUUGACUUCAACCAUUUCAUAAGACAGAAAUGCAUUCAGAAAUUUCCUCCCCCCCUCUUGAACUUGCUUGUUGGGUUUUUUUUUUAAUGUGGUCUAUGAUCAGAAACACAGUCAACUCCCUUACGAGUGGACAUACAAGGUGCAGAAAUGGCUGAGAAAACGACAUCUGUGUUCCACUCCUUUGCCCAUGAUACAUUUCACAAGCAUUCAAUAAACUUUUAGCAACUGGUAAAAGGGCUUUUAUAAAAUAAUCUAUGAGACUGCAUUCAUAACAGUGCUCCUAGUUAUUCUAAAUUGAAGUUUUAUACCUAAUGUUUGUGAGGGAAUUUUACAGAUCCAGUUUUCCUGAAUAAAAUGUACAUCUGUUGGAUUUAAGCAUACAUUUCAAGUAGCAAAUUAUUAUUUGGAGAAUGAGAAAAUUAAAAGGGAAAAACCCUUUGUGUUGGGAAUUUUGUACCACUUUCCCAUUAUUAAUGCACCUGAGCUGUCUGACCUGAACCAUUCUUGUGUUAAGAGUGCAAUUAUUUUUAUUACUGUAUUUUUAAAGACAAGAUCACAUUUAAAAUGAAGAAGGAACAGACCAGGAAAAACAAUUGUUUUAUUAUGUAACUUUCUGAAAUACUUUCAUGUUAUGUCCUGUUUUGUUAGUUCCUUUGUUUUAUUUUAAAUUCUAUUUCAUCUGUUUCUCUGUCUAUGGCUGCUGUUAAGAAUUACAUGUUGGAUCAGGUGGAACUUGGCCAGUGAGGCAACUCUUACCUUCUGUGAAAAGACAUCUGUGAUUUUUUUAAGGCCCAAAUUUAGGGACAGGGGAGAGGUCUACAAGGUACUUAGGCCUUAUUAACCUCAAUUAAUUUUUUAUCUUUCUGUCCCAGAAAGUAACAUGACAGGCACCUAAUUGGUGUACCAUAUUAAUUCACAUUACUAAUAAAGGUAUCUUGUAAUUUCA